AUGGAUGCGGACGGAGGCAAAGCGCGCAGUGGAGGCAGCAAUGUGGCUGGGGCCAAGUACGGCACUGGCUACUGCGAUGCGCAGUGCCCCCAUGAUAUGAAGUUCAUGAACGGCAAGGCCAAUGUCAUCGACUGGAAUGCCACUCAUGACCCUCCCAUAGGCUCCUGGGGUAUCUGCUGCGCAGAAAUGGACAUUUGGGAAGCGAACAGCAGGGCCACAGCCUACACACCGCACCCCUGCAGCAUCACGGGUCCAUACGUCUGCGAGGGGAUUGAGUGCGGUGACAAUGACAAGGACCAGCGCUAUGAUGGCGUCUGCGACAAAGAUGGCUGUGAUUACAACCACUGGCGCCUGGGUGAUGAGCGAUACUAUGGCCGCGGUAGGCGCUUCACUGUGAACUCAAAGAAGAAGGUCACGGUUGUCACGCAGUUCAUCACUGAGGGGAACCGAGACGAUGGGGACCUCAUUGACAUUCGACGGUUCUAUGUGCAAGACGGGCAGGUCAUUCCAAACUCCAACAUCUCCAUUGCGGGCGUGACGGGCGACUCCGUCACGGAUGCAGUUUGUGCAGAAAUGAAGACGGCAUUCGGAGACAUCAACGACUUUGCCCGAAAAGGUGGCCUGAAAGCCAUGGGGGAAGCCUUGGACCGAGGUAUGGUUCUCGUCAUGUCCUUGUGGGACGACUCGGAGGCCAACAUGCUGUGGCUGGACUCUGACUACCCGCUGGACAAGGAUCCGAGUGUGCCAGGUGUGAAUCGGGGACCGUGCAGAACGGACACGGGCCUCCCUGCUUACCUGCGUCAGAAGUAUCCCCGCGCCCAAGUGCAGUACAGCAAGGUCAAGGUGGGCACGAUUGGCUCGACCUUU
Molecule: messenger RNA, 867 nt
Organism: Symbiodinium pilosum
Lineage: Eukaryota; Dinophyceae; Suessiales; Symbiodiniaceae
Source: the annotation of a GenBank genome assembly